Molecule: messenger RNA, 231 nt
Organism: Gongylonema pulchrum
Lineage: Eukaryota; Metazoa; Nematoda; Chromadorea; Rhabditida; Gongylonematidae
Source: the annotation of a GenBank genome assembly
AUGGAUUACAGCGGUCGUGGUGGUAAUGCAUCACAGCAAGGCUUUAUCAGUCGCAUACGACAAGGUACAAAACGACGCAAAGGAUCCAAUUUCACAAGCCAUUCUGAGGGUUUGCUUGAUCGUGCCGGUGCUGGCGACUCGGAAGCCGCUGGUGCUUUGAAUAUCCUCACCAGAGGCAAUUCAAUUAUACGAACUUUGACUGUGCCACGACAUGGUGAUGAUGUCAGGUGA